Messenger RNA from Nematolebias whitei (Rio pearlfish), 4170 nucleotides. RefSeq names its product kinesin family member 16Ba (gene kif16ba). Gene Ontology annotation, molecular function: microtubule motor activity; microtubule binding; ATP binding. Lineage: Eukaryota; Metazoa; Chordata; Actinopteri; Cyprinodontiformes; Rivulidae. Bases 154 to 4143 code for a protein of 1329 amino acids. Gene Ontology annotation, biological process: microtubule-based movement. The record is from RefSeq and is a predicted model, not a curated record. The transcript has 29 exons.
ACAUCGCAAUGUUUCUGGAACGACGCUAAACUAACCAAGGAAGCUAACAGGAACCGGGACGUGAUUCGGUCCAUGUUCCGCAAGCUGCUAUAAAGCAGCGCGAGCUCAGCCGGAGCGCAGACCGGAGAGGAUCGACCCGCAGAGGGAUGAGUCAUGGCGUCGGUUCGGGUGGCUGUGCGGGUCAGGCCCAUGAACAGACGGGAGAAAGACCUGACUGCAAAAUGCAUCAUCAGGAUGGAAGGAACCAAAACCUUCAUCACCAAUCUGAAGAUCCCAGAUAACGUCAUCGGAGACUCUACGAGGGAACGAAUCAAAACCUUCACGUAUGAUUUCUCCUACGACUCCAUGGACGCCGUGAGCUCCUCGUUCGUCUCUCAGGAGAAGAUUUUCAGAGAUCUGGGCUCUGAUGUUCUGAAGGCGGCGUUCGAGGGCUACAACGCCUGCGUCUUCGCCUACGGCCAGACGGGCUCGGGGAAAUCCUACACCAUGAUGGGACUUCCAGGAGACGCUGGUUUGAUUCCCAGGAUCUGUGAGGGUUUGUUCAGUCGGAUCUCUGAGGCCUCUCGAUGGGACGAAGCUUCAUUUCGAACAGAAGUCAGCUAUCUGGAGAUCUACAACGAGAGUGUGAGAGACCUGCUGAGGAGGAAGUCCUCCCACAACUACAACCUGAGGGUCAGGGAGCACCCCAAAGACGGGCCCUAUGUGGAAGAUCUGUCCAAACACCUGGUCCAGAACUACAGCGACGUGGAGGAGCUGAUGGAGGCGGGGAACAUCAACCGCACGACGGCCAGCACCGGCAUGAACGAUGUCAGCAGCCGCUCGCACGCCAUCUUCACCAUCAACUUCACUCAGGCUAAGUUUGACGCUGAGAUGCCGUGUGAAACCAUCAGCAAGAUCCAUCUGGUGGACCUGGCGGGCAGCGAGCGAGCCGACUCCACCGGAGCCACCGGGGUCCGGCUGAAGGAGGGGGGGAACAUCAACAAGUCGCUGGUCACGCUGGGAAACGUCAUCUCUGCUCUGGCCGACAUGACGCAGGACGGCGUGAACACCAACCUGAAGAAGAAGACGGUGUUUGUCCCCUACAGGGACUCUGUGUUGACGUGGCUGCUGAAGGACAGCCUGGGGGGCAACGCCAAGACCAUCAUGAUCGCCACCGUCUCCCCCGCCAACGUGAACUACGGCGAGACGCUGAGCACUCUGCGCUACGCCAACCGGGCCAAGAACAUCAUCAACAAACCCACAAUCAACGAGGAUUCCAACGUCAGGCUGAUCCGGGAGCUGCGGGCUGAAAUCGCCCGGCUCAAGACUCUGCUGGUUCAGGGGAACCAGAUCGCCCUGCUGGAUUCUCCCACGGCUCUGAGUAUGGAGGAGAAGCUGCACCAGAACGAAGCCCGGGUUCUGGAGCUGACCAAGGAGUGGACCAACAAAUGGAACGAGACUCAGAACAUCUUAAAGGAGGAGACGCUGGCUCUGAGGAAGGAGGGCAUCGGGGUCGUGCUGGACUCGGAGCUGCCGCACCUCAUCGGCAUCGACGACGACCUCCUCAGCACCGGCAUCAUCCUGUACCACCUGAAGGAGGGACGGACGUUUGUGGGACGAGAGGACGCGUCCACAGAGCAGGACAUCAUUCUGCACGGUCUGGACCUGGAGAGUGAACACUGUGUGUUUGAGAACCAGAGCGGGACAGUGACUCUGGUGCCGCUCGGCGGGGCUCAGUGUUCGGUGAACGGAGUCCAGGUGACGGUGCCGUCGCAGCUCAACCAAGGUGCUGUGAUCCUGCUGGGUCGGACCAACAUGUUCCGCUUCAACCAUCCGAAGGAAGCCGCCAAGCUGAGAGAGAAACGCAAGAGCGGCCUCCUGUCCACGUUCAGCCUGUCCAUGACAGAUCUGUCCAAAUCCUGUGAAAACCUGUCCACUGUGAUGCUCUACAACCCGGGUCUCUUCACUGAGAAAGGCGCCGUCUUCCUCAGGUUGGAGUUUGAGAGGCAGCAGAGAGAAGAGCUGGAGAAACUGGAGAUGAAAAGGAGGUUGAUCAAAGAGAUGGAGGCCAAGCAGCAGAGCGAGAAGGCGGAGCUUCAGCGCCUCCAGCAGGAGGUGGAGAGUCAGCGCAAGGAGUCUGAGGAGGUCCAGCAGCGAAUCCUACGUCAGGAGGAGAGCCUCCGCCACCGCAGCCAAGACAUUGACGGCCGCCUGCGGGACUUCCUGGCUGAGAAGGAGCGCUUUGAGGAGGAGAGGCGCACUGAGGUUCAAGGGGUGAGGAGGUGCUGGACACAUCGUCAGGAUGGUGAUGAGGAGGAGGUUAAGCGGCGGCAGCAGGAGGCCGCAGAGCAGGCUGACAUUUACCGCGAGCUGGAAAAACUGAAGAAGGAGCGCACAGAGCAGAGGGUCCGCCUAGAGGCGGAGCGGCGGCGGCUGGAGGAGCAGGAGCAGGAGCAGCUAAGUCUGGUGGGGAGGCUGGAGGAGCAGCUGAGGGAGAAACACGAGGAAGCCACAGCCCUGCUGACACGGCAAGAGACCCGCCGCCUGGAAGAGGAGCGGCAAGCUCUGGCAGAGAUCAGGGAGGAGCUCCUUUGUGCCAAAGAGGCUGCGGAGCGUACAGAUGUGGAGGAGGCCAGCAGGGAGGCCAAAUCUGCCCAGAACCGGUACAUGAACUUCAAGGAGGUUCAGGUGAAGGAGCUGGACCAGUUGGAGGAGGAGCUCCGACAGCAAAAGAAGCGCCUGGAGGAGGAGGUGGCUGGUGAGAGGAGCGCGCUGCUUCUCCUCGCUCACAGCCUGAAGGAGAAGCAGCUGAAGGAGGUGAUGGACUCCUCAGCCAUCUACCAUGAAGAGCAGAUGGUCAACCAGGCAGAGCGCCGCCUGCAGUUUAAGGAGCGACAGCUCACCGACAUGGCCGACGGCCUCCUCCCAGCGCUGGCCGAGGAGAAGCAGAGAGCCAUGGAGGUGCUGGAGCUCAGCGGGGAGUGCAACGGUCCUCCUGUACUGGACAACACGCUGUUCCAGGUGGAGAAGGAGCUAGAGGAGAAGGAGGAGAAGCUGCACCUCCACUGGCACAGCGCCCAGCAGCUGCAGCAGCUGCAGGACUCCUACGAGUUCACGGCCAAUGUGGCGAGGCAGGAGGACAAGGUCCGCAGGAAGGAGAAGGAGAUCCUGGAGUCCAAGGAGAAGCAGCAGACGGAGGCCAUGGAGCAGGCGGUGGCCCGGCUGGAGAGGAGGCACUCAGCUUUGAGGCGCAGCGUCUCCCUGGAGCCGGACUCCGAGGACCACAGACACAAGAGUUCAAUGAGCAGAACCUCCAGACCAGGAGCCGAUGUGGACCAGCAGAGAGUCGAGCAGGAGAUCCAGAAGCUGCGGCAGAGGAUCAGCGAUGGGGGCGACAACAACCGGACCAUCUCAGUCGGUACCGAUGAGAAGACCGGUCAGAGCAGCUCCCCUGUCAGCCACGCUCAGAGUCUAAACAGUCUGCUGCCCAUGUCAGAUGACCGGAUCAAUGCCUACAUCGAAGAAGAGGUCCAGAGACGGCUGCAGAAGAUGAACCUGCUGAACUGCAGCAGCAACAUGAACCUGUCCCGGUCCUCAGAGUCCCUCAGAGAGGAGGAGGAGAUUAGCGACUGUAGCUCUGUUAGGUUAACAGAUGAGGAGGAUGAAAAGCUGCAGAACAUUAAUCCAAGAAGACUUAAAUAUGAGCACUUGGUGUCCCGACCCAUCGGGUCGAGCCACAGCAGCGCGCAGGAGCCCGUUAAAGUUAGCGUUCCUCGUUACGUUCUUCGGGGACAAGGCAAGGACGAGCACUUUGAGUUUGAGGUGAAGGUCACCGUGAUGGACGAGACAUGGACGGUAUUCAGACGCUACAGCCGCUUCAGAGAAAUGCACAAGAGCUUGAAGUCCAAAUAUCCUGAGCUGGCGGCUCUUGAGUUCCCACCAAAGAAACUGUUUGGAAACAGAGACGAGCGAAUGGUGUCGGAGCGCCGGAGUCACCUGGAGGCGUACCUCAGGAACGUGUUCCGGGUCAUGCUGUCCUCCUCCCGCUCUCCUCUCCGGGCCGAUGAAGACGGCCUCUUCCAUCUGACCAAACUGGACGUCUGCGAGUUCUCGCCGUUCUUCAAGAAGGGCGUUUUCGAGUCCAGCAGCCACGGUACCGGCUGACCCGCCUCGGGUCCAAAAUGGAACAAA